UGUCUGUGUUCCUCAGCUGUCCCGUGGAGGAUCAGCACACACACACACACACACACACACACACACUCUGCAGCAGCACUAUGAGUGAUCUCUACACAGUGGAGUUAACCGGUCCCGGACCGUGGGGUUUCAGACUACAGGGUGGAAAAGACUUCAGCAUGCCACUCACCAUCUCACGACUGACAGACAGUGGUAAGGCGGUUAAAGCGGGUGUUGCCAUUGGUGACGCUGUCAUCUCCAUAGGAGACCUCAAAACAGAGGAACUGAAUCAUCUGGAGGCUCAAAACAAGAUCAAGGAAUGUAAAGGCAACCUGAAACUCACACUGCAGAGAGCAGCCAGUGUUCCCAAACCUGCUGCAGCACUGAAGACAACUACAGUAAUAACAAACACUAGUGUUACAGUCCCUAAGCCUCCAGUGAACAGGGUGAUCCGCAAGCCCAUCAUACAGACAGAUAUUGGGUUCUACCAUGAGGCAUCUCAUGCUGAUGCGAGCAGGAAACGCAUCAUGGAGGACACGGAGGACUGGAGACCCAGAACAGGGACAUCGCAGUCACGCUCAUUCCACAUCCUCGCCCAGAUCACUGGAACUGAGGCCUUGCCAGAGGACAUGGUCUCGAACAAGAAUACGGUGAAAGAGAUGAAGAUUAAAGUCGGACCUCAGUAUCAUAAACUGAGAGACUGGCACCAUGGAGUUUCUGCUCAAACCCUCAAUGUACUCAGUCUCAUCUAGUGUGUGUAAUUGUGUGCGUGUAACUGUAUGUGUGUAAUUGUGUGUGUGUGUGUGUGUGUGUAUAUGUGUAAUUGUGUGUAUAAUUCUGUGUGUAACUGUGUGCAAUUGUGUGUGUGUGUAACUAUAUGUGUGUGUAACUCUGUGUGUAUAACUGUAUGUGUGUGUAACUUUGUGUGUGUGUGUGUGUAACUGUAUAUGUGUAUGUGUGUAACUGUGUGUGUGUGUGUGUAAUUCUUGCUGCAUUUAACUUAAACUCAGAAGUGAGAUCUGAACUAAAUGAUGAAUUGUGUAAUGUUUGAGUUUUAAAGUGAGGUGAACUCUUAAACACCUCCAUGGAAGUUUCGUUAUCAGCAAAUUAACCAGCUUUAGUUUACAGUGAACUGUAAUAUAACAGUGUUCUAGAUUUAACCCGCAAAUGCGCCGUUGUGGAGUGAUCUACAGUAACGUGAUCUACAGUAAACGCUGCUAUAAACUCAUUGAGAGUGCUGAAGUGAUGUUUAUUUACUGUUGAUGGGGUUUUCUUUGCUUUUCUGAGUCAGAGAUGUGAAAUUUGAGUUAUGAGCUUUAGUCAAAUGCAGCAUUACUCACAUGAUAGUGAUAGGCAUGGCUAACAGAACAUUAGCUAAAUAGCUAGUUAGCAUGGUGGUUAGCUGCUAUCGCUCUACAAAAUGAAGCACUGAAUAAAAGUAUGUAUUAAAUAAUUAGUGGCGUCGCUGUUGGAGUUAAACGUUACAUACAGAAGUGAGAUUAGCAUGCUAGCAGAAUUUACUCAUCAUGCUAGCACGACUAGCUGCACUACCUGCCUUAAAGUUAGAUUUUAGCCUGGUGUGUGUGUGUUUUUGUUUGUAUGUGUGUGAAUAAUGUGCUCACAUAUAAAUAUACAAUAUAUAUAUAUAAUAUUUCUGGCGGAUACUCAUGAACAUGAUGGGUUAGCUGUACGGAAUGUGUUAUGAAAUAGCUUUGUGUUAGCUUAGCUAACAUUUUGAAAUGGUUUGAUGUUGAUUUCUUGUUUUCUGUGAUGAUACAAUAAAUUAAUUUUAGCUUGUU
Ictalurus furcatus (blue catfish) is the source of this 1778-nucleotide messenger RNA. RefSeq names its product PDZ and LIM domain 5a (gene pdlim5a). Lineage: Eukaryota; Metazoa; Chordata; Actinopteri; Siluriformes; Ictaluridae. The coding region runs from base 81 to 731 and encodes 216 amino acids. Gene Ontology annotation, molecular function: actin binding; muscle alpha-actinin binding. Gene Ontology annotation, cellular component: filamentous actin; Z disc; stress fiber. The record is from RefSeq and is a predicted model, not a curated record. Gene Ontology annotation, biological process: actin cytoskeleton organization; heart development; muscle structure development. The transcript is spliced from 9 exons.